AUGGCUGCUGAAAAAAUCUUGGCCCCAGAAUCUCAAUUGAAGAAGUCCAAAGCCCAGCAAAAGACUGCUGAGCAAGUCGCUGCUGAGAGAGUUGCUCGCAAGGCUGCUAACAAGGAGAAGAGAGCUGUUAUCUUGGAAAGAAACGCUACUUACCAACAAGAGUACGAAGCUGCCCAAAGAGCUGUCAUUGACGCUAAGCGUGAAGCCAAGGCCACCGGUUCUUACUACGUCGAAGCUCAACCAAAGCUUGUCUUCGUUGUUAGAAUCAAGGGUAUCAACAAGAUUGCUCCAAAGCCAAGAAAGAUCUUACAAUUGUUGAGAUUGAACCAAAUCAACCACGGUGUCUUUGUCAAGGUCACCAAGGCUACUUCUGAAUUGUUGAAGUUGGUUGAACCUUACGUUGCUUACGGUUACCCAUCUUACUCUACUGUUAGACAACUAAUCUACAAGAGAGGUUACGGUAAGAUCAACAAGCAAAGAAUUGGUUUGACUGACAACGCCAUUGUCGAAGCCAACCUUGGUAAGUACGGUAUCUUGUCCGUUGACGACUUGAUCCACGAAAUUGUCACCGUUGGUCCUCACUUCAAGCAAGCCAACAACUUCUUGUGGCCAUUCAAGUUGUCCAACCCAUCUGGUGGCUGGGGUGUCCCAAGAAAGUUCAAGCACUUCAUCCAAGGUGGUUCUUUCGGUAACCGUGAAGAAUUCAUCAACAAGUUGGUUAAGUCCAUGAACUAA
Molecule: messenger RNA, 735 nt
Organism: Lachancea fermentati
Lineage: Eukaryota; Fungi; Ascomycota; Saccharomycetes; Saccharomycetales; Saccharomycetaceae
Source: the annotation of a GenBank genome assembly